Glarea lozoyensis ATCC 20868 is the source of this 4356-nucleotide messenger RNA. RefSeq names its product DNA/RNA polymerase. NCBI's taxonomy places the organism in Eukaryota, Fungi, Ascomycota, Leotiomycetes, Helotiales, Helotiaceae. Bases 1 to 4356 code for a protein of 1451 amino acids. The transcript is spliced from 6 exons. The record is from RefSeq and is a predicted model, not a curated record. Gene Ontology annotation, biological process: leading strand elongation; lagging strand elongation; mitotic DNA replication initiation. Gene Ontology annotation, cellular component: alpha DNA polymerase:primase complex. Gene Ontology annotation, molecular function: pyrimidine nucleotide binding; purine nucleotide binding; DNA-directed DNA polymerase activity.
AUGGUGUCGAAAGCUGCUUUAGCACGUGCGAAAUUCGCCGAACUACGUGCCAACGUACAGUCUGGUAAAAAGCGUACCUACGAGGUCGAACAACAAGAAGAUCUUUACGAAGAGGUCGACGAGGACGGCUACAAGAAAGUCGUACGGGAGCGCUUGAAUCAAGAUGACUUUGUUAUCGACGAUAAUGGAGAAGGUUAUGCUGACGACGGCCGAGAAGAAUGGGACCGGCAACCAGGAUAUGGCACAGAAAGCGAAGAAGAGCUGCCAGUAAAAGGCAAAGCAGGGAAAGCGGCAAAACGGAAACGAGAGGAAGAAAAGGCCAAAAAGGAGAACGCAGACAAGGGGAUUAGCAACUACUUUACCAAAGGCCCUAUAACCGCUCAACCAAAGGCCAAGCCCGUCAAAACUAAAGAAGAAGACGAUUUUAUGGCGAGCCUACUUGGCGAAGUAGACGACAACGUUCCCAGACCAACGACACAUUCAAGUCGGAGAGUACAACCUAAGCCAAGAAAUCGUGCCCUAUCACCUACUCUUGAUGUUCAGCGUCAUGUAUCGAAGAAGCGGAAGUCAUUGGAUACUAGGAUUUCUACACCUCCUCUUGACCUAAAUACCGGCGACGGCGGCGACUUUAUAAUGAACAUGGAUGACGAUACCCACCUCGAUGAUCCACAACCUUCAUCGCCAGUCGCAAGGGCAGUUGAACGAAAGCAAGUCAUGGUAAAGGCAGAAGAUGAAGACGACGACGAUAUGAUGGAAGUUGCUCAAGCUGAGGGUAUUGCUACAUCAAGUGUCAAUAUGUCUGGUACCCGUCCGGUGCCAAAAAUCAAGAAAGCGGAACCAUACCCUUCGCCGGCAAGUUCCUCUCCAGUUCGGGGAGGCGCUGAGCGUGUUGACGCCUCUUCCUGGAACGAUGUCACGCAGAAGUUGAACGUGAUGGACAGCAGCCAAUCUAGCGAGACCGUGACAUUUGGCAAAUUAGAUUACACCGAUGCCAUUGAAGAGGAUGGAAGCCUUAAAUUCUUUUGGACUGAUUAUACGGAAGUCAACGGCAGCUUAUGCCUCUUCGGCAAGGUGAAGAACAAGAAAAAUGGAGCUCAUGUCAGUUGCUUUGUCAAAGUCGACAAUGUUCUUCGGAAACUAUUCUUCUUGCCUCGAGAAUAUCGUCAGCAAAACAUGAAAGACACCGACGAAGAAGUUGGCAUGAAGGAGGUUUAUGAGGAGGUGGAUGAAAUGAUGGGCAGGAUGAGAGUCGGCAUGCACAAAAUGAAGCCCUGUACAAGGAAAUACGCCUUUGAGCACGAAGAUGUUCCCAAGGAAGGAGAGUAUCUCAAACUGCUCUACCCAUACUCAAAACCACAAUUGCAACCCGAAAACCAUAGUGGUGCAACAUUUUCCCGAGUGUUCGGUCACAACACGCCUCUGUUUGAGCAAUUCGUUUUGUGGAAGAAUAUCAUGGGUCCAUGCUGGCUUCGCAUUGAAGAUGCAGAGUUUGGCGUGUUGAAUAAUGCUUCUUUUUGCAAACUCGAGGUGCAAGUCUCGAAGCCUAACCUGAUCUCACCCUUGACAGACUCUGACAGUAUGGAUGCACCACCACUCACAUUGAUGAGCAUUGCUAUGAGGACCGUAUUGAACGUCAAGGACAAUAAACAGGAGAUCCUUGCCAUCAGUGCCCGAAUUUACCACGAUAUCUCGCUCACGGACACUACAUCACCCGAAAAAUUACCCUGUCGUUCAUUCACGAUAAUUCGACCUGUUGCAUCGAACUUCCCACUUGGAUUCGAUUCUGAGGUCAAAAAACGAGCUAAAGGACUCGUGAAACUUGUGAAGCAGGAGCAGGAGAUUCUGAGUUUCUUUCUAGCUCAGCUCCAGACCGUGGAUCCAGAUGUUCUUGUGGGGCAUCAAUUGGAAGGCGUUGACUUCAGCAUUCUUCUAAGCCGACUUCAAGCCAAGAAAACUCCUCAGUGGUCUCGAAUUGGGCGGAUGCGCCGAUCGCAGUGGCCUUCUUCGAUGGGAAAAAUGGGAGGCAAUUUCUUCGCUGAGCGAUCGUUACUCUCUGGGCGACUCUUAUGUGACUUGGCAAACGACGCUGGAAAGUCAACAAUGACAAAAUGUACAUCAUGGAGUCUUACAGAGAUGUGUAGUAUCUAUCUCCCCGGAACCUUGCGCCGUGAAGUUGACAACGAAGCGGCACUGAAGACAUGGGCAACUACCAAAGACGGUCUCAUGGAUUAUGUCAACCACUGCGAAGCUGAUACGUUCUUCAUAGCAGCAUUGGCAUUGAAGGUACAAAUGCUCCCUCUGACGAAAGUCCUGACAAACCUGGCUGGAAACUCCUGGGCACGAACGCUUACUGGCACUCGUGCUGAGCGUAACGAGUACAUUCUCUUGCACGAGUUCCACCGUAAUAAGUACAUUUGUCCUGACAAGGCUGUUUUUAAAGGACGCCAGCAAAUCGAGGAGGAGAACGAUGAGGAAGGUGGAGCUGCCGAUGUCAAGAAAAAGGACAAGUACAAAGGUGGUCUUGUUUUCGAGCCAGAGAAAGGUUUAUACGACAAAUUCGUUCUGGUAAUGGAUUUCAACUCGUUGUAUCCAAGUAUUAUUCAAGAGUACAAUAUUUGCUUCACGACUGUGGAUAGGACAAAGCUGUCUGAUGACGAGGAGCAAGUCCCAGAAGUCCCGGAAGAUCAAGAGCUUGGCAUUUUACCAAAGCUCAUUGCUACUUUAGUCAGUCGUAGAAGACAAGUCAAAAGUCUGAUGAAGGGUAAAUCCGCCACGGCUGAACAACUGGCGACCUGGGACAUUAAGCAACUGGCUCUAAAGCUCACCGCUAAUUCCAUGUAUGGUUGUCUCGGAUAUACCAAGUCUCGGUUUUAUGCUCGGCCUCUAGCGGUACUCACGACGUACAAAGGUCGUGAAAUUCUUAGAAGUACGAAGGAGCUCGCGGAAAGUAACUCGCUACAGGUCAUCUACGGAGAUACCGAUUCCGUUAUGAUCAAUGCUAAUGUCGACAAUGUUGAUGAUGCUCUGAAGGUCGGAAAUGAGUUCAAAAAGGCUGUCAAUGACCGUUACAAGCUUUUGGAAAUCGAUAUUGACAACGUCUUCAGACGCAUCUUACUCCAAGCCAAGAAGAAAUACGCUGCUAUCAACCUCGUCCAGAUUGACGGCAAGUUUGUUGACAAAAUGGAAGUCAAAGGUCUGGACAUGAAGCGUCGAGAAUACUGCAAUUUGUCCAAAGAGGUGUCGUCCAAGCUCUUGAACGAGAUUCUGUCUGGGGAUGAGUCUGAUGUGGUGAUAACGCGGAUCCACGAGUAUUUGCGAGAGAUAGCAACGAAAAUGCGUGAAGACGAAAUCCCGACCCAGAAGUACACUAUAUACACGAAACUCGGCAAAGCACCAAAAGAUUAUCCAAAUGCAGACAGUAUGCCACAGGUUCAAGUCGCUUUGCGUGAGAUGUCUCGAGGAAAGACGGUGCGCAAGGACGAUGUUAUGGCAUAUAUAGUUACUGGAGACGGUAAGAACUCAUCUGAACCUCCCGCCAAACGGUCAUACACCCCUCAGGAUGUUGGAAAAGCAGACUCUGGACUGAAGCCAGAUGUGGAAUGGUAUCUAUACAAGCAGAUUUUCCCUCCCGUUGAGCGGUUAUGCGCGAACAUCUCUGGCACAGAUACAGUACGCCUCGCAGACUGUCUUGGACUGGAUGUACGGAAAUAUAGCAUCACCAACAACAACUCGAGUGGUGGCAAUGAGACUGAAAUUCAUUCUCUCGAAAGUCAGAUUGACGACUCCGUUCGAUUCAUGGAUGCUUCCCGCCUUUCACUUCGCUGCCGAGCUUGCAAGAGGAACUUCGAUUUUGAGGGUCUUGUUGAGAGUGUCGGCCAGUGUUCGCAGGCCGGUAUAACAUGCCAAUGCGGUCAAACUUUAUCAACUCUCUCUGUGGUCGCUCAACUGGAGCAUCAGAUCCGAAAACAGACCAGCAAAUAUUAUGAGGGCUGGCUGAUUUGCGACGAUCAAGCCUGCGGCAACCGUACAAGACAAAUGAGUGUUUACGGACAUCGAUGUCUUGGACCCAAAGGUCUUGCUCACGGUUGUUAUGGAAAGAUGCGAUACGAGUAUAGCGAGAAGAUGAUGUAUAAUCAGUUACUCUACUUUUCAUCCCUAUUUGAUGUCGAGAAGGCGAAGAGCCUGGCGAGGGGAACAGAUAAGGAACAAAUUUUUGCACUUGCUGAGCACAACCGUGUCAGAUUUGAUACCUUAAAGGGUGUAGUAGGAAAGUACUUGGAUAAGUGCGGUAGACAAUGGGUACAAAUGGAUGAGUUGUUUAGGAAGAUUGGUCUCAAGCCAGAUGUCACUGUUUAA